This is a messenger RNA of Ceratotherium simum simum (southern white rhinoceros), 702 nucleotides long. Lineage: Eukaryota; Metazoa; Chordata; Mammalia; Perissodactyla; Rhinocerotidae. The record is from RefSeq and is a predicted model, not a curated record.
AUGCAGGGAGAGAGGGCUGGCCCACGCUCAGAGGUGAUGGCAACAGUGCGCCCUUCCUCCUCCAGCAAAUCCCGCGCCCCCGAGGACUACCAGGUUCUGCUGGGGAGCACCCAGCUGUACCAGCACACCCAGCACACCCGGGCGAUGUCUGUGAGCCGGAUUAUCACGCACCCAGACUUUGAGAAGUUUCACCCCUUCGGGAGUGACAUCGCCAUGCUGCAGCUGCUCCUGCCUGUGAACUUCACGGCCUACAUCGUCCCAGCCUGCCUCCCAGCCCCUGGGAUGCAGCCGCCCAGUCACGCGUCCUGCUGGAUCACUGGCUGGGGGAUGCUUAGCGAGGACGGUGAGGGGUGUGGGAGAGGCAAGGAUGAGGGCAGGCUAGGAGGAGAGGGGAGGAGAGGAGCAGGAAGAAGGGGGUGUGGCUCAGCCCGAGGGGUCCCCAGGCAGAGUCCAGUGCACCGUGGCCCUCUGUGCCUCAUUUGCAGAGGACUGGACAUUCUAGUUCUAGUUCUGAAAAGUAUGGUUCUAAAGCUUCUGAGUUCCCAGAGUCUACCGCUCUGCGAGUCUGGGAAUCUGACUUCUGGAAUCAGGAAUCUGGGUUCCUGGAGUCCUCCUGGUUCCUGAUUCCAGGGUUUUAACCAGCCACGGUUCUGAGAUGACUUGAAUUGACUUGACGGGCAUUCUUGGGGCCUGGCCCAUUCA